CUAGCUGCAGGCAGGCAUUCAGCUGGUGAAACGUCGGUGAAUCAGUCGGGAGUAAUGCACGCUCUCAGAGCCGGUGGAGCUAGGACAGUGGGUGGCCGUAGCCGCGGUGCACCGUGCCCCAGAACGUGCGCCUUGUACGCCAAGUACCCAGGUUCACAGGAUUUUUCUUUGCAAGCUACGGUCUGGCCAGUUUGAGGGGUUGAGACCUCUCUCAAUUUAACAGCGCCACUCCUGAAUUUGUUCAAAAGAAAAGUUCGCCAUGAGGUGGCCAGUAUUGUACCCGCCACUUUCCGUGUUGUUGUGGAUAGUUGCCGUGCUCUACAUAACGCCUGCUAAUGGUGUUCAAAACGGAAAUGACCCCUGCCCAGUGGCUGACAGCAAGGGUACGGAAUUUGUUGUGGCCUUCAUGGAGACAAUGUCCCCGUCUGCGGACCCUAGAUUGUACAUCAUCGGCGCCUCAGCUCGCUCUACUCGGGUCACCGUACAAUCCCCCCGCGAUGCCGACAUCACUGUCUCCAUCUCACACGAGUCUCGGGUCAAGGUGGUGCGGGAGGAAGGGCCUAGCACCGCCGCUGUCCUGGUCACGGCCGACCACGAGGUGACAGUGUACGGAGUGGAGGAAGGUAACUCCAUGGAUUCCUUCCUGGUUCUGCCUACUGACGCCCUGGGCACAGAAUAUUACGUGGUGUCCUACAGCAUCUCAGACCGUCUGCAGAGGGAUCAGAGGAAGUCCCAGUUCACGCUCCUGGGAAUCUUGGAUGACACCGUGGUGGAUAUUACGCUAUCCGGGACUAUAGAGCACGAGGGACAGCGGUAUUGGAGCGGGGAUCAGAUAAGAGUAACGCUGAAUCGACUACAAGUAGUCCACUUCGCCAGUGCUGACGAAGAUUUGACUAGCACGCGGAUUGUCGCCAGCAAAAAGAUCGGUGUGCUAUCGGGCAGCAAAUGCGCCGACGUACCUGUCAACAUGCGGUUCUGUGAUCACUUAGUCGAGAUGCUUCCCCCAGUGAAGAGCUGGGGUCGCUCCUUUAUUACUUCUCCCCUGUUCGGGCGGACGAGUGGAGAUGCAUUCCGCAUCAUGGCUGCUAGGGACGACACUACAGUGGCCGUGUCUUUGUAUGGUAGGGCCACGCUCCAUGCCGGGGAGUUCUUUGAGAUAGAAAUCAUGUCCAAUUCCAGCCGGAGCAUUACCGCUGACAAACCUCUGCUGGUGAUGCAGUACAGUCUGGGCGGUGACGCAGACCAGACCACAGGAGACCCCUUCAUGAUGCUGGUUCCCGCUCUCGAGCAGUUCUCCAGCAAUGCCGUGUUCUACACCAUCGACUCGUCCUACUCUCAACUGACCGACUACGCCAAUGUGAUCAUCGAGUGCCAGGACGUGAGAGGAUUAGAACACAAUCUAUUCGAAAUACCCGAGUCGUCUUUUGGCAGACUGGACCGACUUCGACAUACCCUGGACGGCCGCGAAUACUGUAUGGCGCAGAUGGUGCUUGCACGAGGUGUGCAUUUCCUCAGACACUCAAAGGCGGAGACUCGAUUCUCUCUGGCUCUAUACGGAAUGGGUGUCAACCAGGGUUCCAUCGCUUACGGUAUGCCUGCUGGACUGCGAUUACUGGACCACACUUGCGAAGGCAGUAUCACAGACACAGUUACAUCUACCAUGUUAACACCAAACGCCAACAUGCCCACUCAACAAUACCGAACUGUUGUUGAGAUUCCAGGACAACAUUUCGUUUCACCGGCACCUGGCCCAUCUGUGAACGAAACGCCCACCCAGUCUUCAGGAAAAUUUCUUACCCUGGCCGUAUUUGUCGCUCUCUUCUCGCUGGUCACCAUUUUAAUUCUGGUUGUCUACAUUGUCAUUCUGCGGAGACGCAUCCGAAAGCUUGAGGCUGAGCGUAAAGUGUACUGCCGCAUGCAGCUCAGCCCCGUAGUGGUUGGAGCGGACGGAUACAUCGGACUGGAUGGUAGUCAGCACCCUGAGCGGGACUAUAUGACGCUAAACAAUCCGCAGGGAGUCUGGCGACUGGGCCGAGUGAGACGCACGGGCCGCUCGCCUGGAGGAGUCCCGUAUGUGACCAACACUGCCAUCAACACAAACUCCAACGGGAUCUCGCACAUAUCUGAGCCAACCCUCGUGCCAAAUAACAGGAAUAGCGUGCACGGGGCGGCAGCCAGGAGAAAGAGCAGCGCCCCAGAGACCUUCAACCGCAUAAGUGUGGAUAGUAAUCAUGCACUUCGCUUUAGUAGAAGGAACAGCAGCAACGAUGCACUGAGCAUUAGCAGUCGACAAGGUAGCACUAGUACAAGGCACUCUCCUCCCGAGAGUCAUGAGAAUGACAGUGUGUGACUGAGAGACAGAACGGGGCCUGUCCCACUGUUGCCGAUGGUGGGAAUCAGGUAACGCGGAAGCAGAGCUUCCAGGAGCUCCAUGACAUCGCCGAGUGUCCAGACAAAGAGCCUCCUCCCAGGACCAGCCACCUAGUGCGUAGCAUCAGCCAGCCAUCAUAUCAGACAUCUCUGAAGGUGAACGCUCCCAAAGUUUACUACUCAGUGCCCAAGAACAACCGGGCGCGGAACCACUACGACCAUCCCAGGAAGCGCUCCAGCAGUGUGGAGGAGCCCUGCCCGGUGAUCUUCUCCAUGAAGGAGUCGCUCCUGAAACACGACGAUGGCUACAUGAGUAUGAGGGAUCAUAGAACAUCAGUGUCCAGUCAGGGCAGCUCUAACCUGUCCAUUAGCUCCAGUCCCGUUGCCUUACCUUCGCCAGACACCACGUCGUACUCAUUUGUACCCGAUGAGGCUCAGAAUAUUGGUCCUGACUCUGCAGAAACGGAUUCAACAGACUAUACGGAAUUGUUUUAACACAAAUUUCGCAAACUGUCAAAACAGCAAACGUGCCUUAAUUCAGCUUUAGUUUAAUAGAACUUACAAGGAUCCUUCAUUUGCAGGUCAUUGUCGGGAACCCAUUUAUAUUUGUAUUGCUUGUGAAUUGUGUAUAUGAAAAUCAUCCAAAUGUAACGUCUAGAAUUAACCGAAAAUGAAAUUACAAUUGGUUGGCGGGUUUUUGAGCAACCCUGCUUUUAAUUUUACCACCAACUGAUCAUUGUGAAAGAAGCACAUGGACGUGACAAUGAGUGAAGGGCAGUACAAGAAGUAUCCAAACAAACCUCAAGUAACGCAGGUGCACAGAGUGUAUGCAAACGGUAUACGUAAAUCGCCCCCUCCCCCAAUAGUAUAUUUGGGGGGAGUUCUGUGGUGUAUCAUUCAGCAUAUGCGAGGAGGGGAUCAGUAAACCACUAGACCCUCUGAAGCUAGUGACAGCUGCACUCACUGAUCCCGCUGAUAGCUGGACAUGCAGCGGUCAUCCGGCCACUCCCCAAGUUACCCAAAGUCGUAGCUCAAACCAAUGAUCAAGUAUAACCGGAACUUUGCGGAUAAUUCACCCAAGUCCUUUUCCGGAUAUUCCGGAUUUGCGUCUUUCCAUUGGUUAACCAAAAAUUUCCCUUGCU
Messenger RNA from Patiria miniata (bat star), 3512 nucleotides. RefSeq lists its product as uncharacterized. The transcript has 2 exons. NCBI's taxonomy places the organism in Eukaryota, Metazoa, Echinodermata, Asteroidea, Valvatida, Asterinidae. The record is from RefSeq and is a predicted model, not a curated record. Bases 260 to 2350 code for a protein of 696 amino acids.